AUGACUAAUGGUGUCCUUGUUUCUGAUUUAUUUAGGACUCUACGUUCAAGCUUUAAGAGACCAUUCUUGUGGAUCUCUUUUUUCUUAGCGUUGGUGAAUGCCAGCCUCGAGGAUGUGGGACCAGAUUACGAGGCUAUGGAAGCCUUGAGCGCGUCUCUGAAACUUCCUGAUGAUAUUGACUGGGGUAGCUCGGACUACUGUACUUGGACAGAGUUGGAUUGUGACAAGAACGGUCGCGUCACAAGCAUACGACUCUGUGACAGAGGAAUUUCAGGCAGUCUACCUCCAGAGCUAAAGAAUCUCUCAGCUUUGCGAGUAUUCGAGAUAAAGGGCAAUCAGAUUGCCGGUAUCAUUCCUAAAGGUUUUACAGAGCUGCAGUCUCUGCGUAGGGUUUCUCUGUCAAGUAAUUUGCUUCAGGGACCGACACCAAAGUUUAGAUCUAUGGUUGAUGUUGAUAUGAGACGAGGGACAAAUAGAUUCUGCGUAGAUUCUCCGGGUUCUGGAUGUGAUCCCAUAGUUGAUGCUCUCCUAUCUAUUGCUGGAGGAUUUAAUUAUCCGUUGGAGUUUGCAAAGAGUUGGAAAGGGAACAACCCAUGUCAUCAAUGGUUUGGGAUAAGUUGUGAGAAGGGUCGAAUCCUAGCUAUCAUCAUGCCAUCCAGACAGCUCACUGGUACAAUAUCUCCAAGGUUAGGAGAUCUCACGUCUGUUUUGGUGAUUGACCUCUCGCAUAACUAUCUAACUGGUAUGAUUCCUGUUGAGCUCACCAAAUUGAAGAAACUCAGAAUCCUCGACCUUUCCCAUAAUCAACUUCACGGGAAGGUGCCACAUUUCAGAAGAACAGGCAUUUUAGAGAUUCAGGGGAAUCCAGAGCUUGAGACAAACAUCAUUCAUGAUCAUUUACGGAGAAGAAAAACAAAAAUCAUUGUGGGAGGAGUUAUUGGGAGUUUGGCUGUCGUGUUGCUGGUUGUUGCAGGAUACAUUGUUUAUCUGAUUUAUAUAAGGAAGAAGGAUCUUGUUCAGUCUUCUGACCACAAUGAGAUCGAGAUCGUCGAGCACAACGAGAUCGAGAUCGUCGAGCACAACGAGAUCGAGAUCGUCGAGCACAACGAGAUCGAGAUCGUCGAGCACAACGAGUUUGUCGAGAACAAAGUGAUCCCGAUACAGACUCUCAGGGAUGCAACAAACAACUUUAGAGUUGAUCAUUUACUCGGAGAAGGCGGGUUUGGAUCGGUAUAUAGAGGUACACUGCAAGAUGGAAGAGAUAUUGCAGUUAAAAAGAUGAACACCUCGGGUACUGCCAGUAAAGGCAUCAGCGAAUUCAAGUCUGAGGUCACUUUUCUAACCAGGGUUCAUCACCGAAACUUGGUCACUCUUUAUGGGUAUUCCAUUGAAGGAAACGAGAGACUAUUAGUCUAUCAGUACAUGCCCCAAGGUACGUUGAGUAAACAUCUCUUUCAUUGGAGUGACCACGGUUUGAGUCCAUUAGAAUGGACCACACGACUUAAUGUUGCCUUGGAUGUGGCUCGAGGAGUUGAGUAUCUCCAUACGCUGGAUCUUCAGAGCCAAAACUACAUCCAUAGAGACCUGAAACCGUCAAACAUUCUUCUCGGGGAUGAUUUGCGAGCCAAAGUAUCGGACUUUGGAUUAGUGGUUUCUACAACAGAAGGCAGGGAAUCAGUCAGGACCAAAUGCGUUGGGACACCCGGUUACAUCGCACCGGAAUAUCGGAACGAAGGAUGGCUUACAAGAAAGAUCGAUGUUUACAGCUUCGGAGUCAUCCUCAUGGAGCUCAUAACCGGCAAGAAAGCUCUAGACCAUAGCCUAUCUCAAGACGAUAUCCACAUAACAACAUGGUUCAGGAAGAUGCUUCGUGAAGAAGACACUUUCCUGAAAGCUAUUGACGGAGAAAUUAUCGCCAAUCAGGAGACUCAACGGACCAUAUACGAAGUUGCAAAACUAGCAAGACAAUGCUGCACGAGUACACCUGAGCAGAGACCAGAUAUGUCUCAGGUCGUCAGCUUCCUUUCCUCGCUGAUUGAGCGGUGGGAACCCGGCAGCGAUAUCCAAGAUUUCGGUGAAAAUACAAUUUCUACUGAUUUGAUAUCAGAAUGGGAGAUGCUUAUGAUGGGAAGCACCAGUGCAGUGUGA
This is a messenger RNA of Eruca vesicaria subsp. sativa (arugula), 2148 nucleotides long. NCBI's taxonomy places the organism in Eukaryota, Viridiplantae, Streptophyta, Magnoliopsida, Brassicales, Brassicaceae. The record is from the annotation of a GenBank genome assembly.